GCUCUUUUACCAAACCGUUAAACGUAAAAUUUAUACUUCUGUAUGAAAGUAAUAAAUAUAAUCUAUUAACAUCAUAAUAAUCAUAAAUACAUGAGAAAAAAACAAAAUAAUAAUAAGAAGCUUGCAAAUAAAAGUAUUUGCUCUCCCUCGCACUCACUAAAGCGAAUGUGAUCUCUGCUCGCUCACUCAUUAUGCUGCCGACGAAAGCUUGCGUCUCGCUUUCUGUUUAUUCCGUUUUGAACCGUUACCCGUAACGGUUCGCGCUGCUCCCGGGGAAAAAAAAUUUUUACAAUUCGGGAUAAAAUCUGUGCUCCGUUUAGUGAUUAGUUAGUGCCAGUGAUUUGUUUACGUUUAAUUCAAUUAGUGCAACAAACUUCGCCGUGCUGUGCAUAGCUGUGAAGGUGCAGGAGAGUCGUUCCCAUCAUCUAACGGUAAAUUAAAUUAUUCCCACGUUUCUGCGGUGUGUGCGGGUGUGUACAAGUGUGUGUGAGCGAGCGCCUGCGAGUGUGUAGGUGCCGGCUGCUGUUUGCACGUCGGAAGCCUUCGCCAUGGUCGUCAAGGAAAUACCCCUCCACGAGAAUCUCAGCAUGGAGAAUCGCUCUACCAAUGCUGCCACGCCCACCACGACCACAACAUUCUCACGACCAGGGCGUCGCUUUCAUCUCUCCCUGACCACUGCCAUCCUGCUGGCCUCCUUUUUCAUCUGUACCCUGCUGGCCGUAGGCUUUAUUGUCUACAACUUUGCAACUUGUGCCCAGCUAGAACCAGCGCCGGGCGAGGACAUCGUCUGCACCAGUGUCCAUCUGAGGAAUAAGCUGAAGUCGGGCCAGGAAGAUGAAAGGCCCAAGUAUGACCGAGAUGUCAGACUACCGCGCUCCAUUCGCCCACUGAAGUACAACAUAACGCUGGAGCCGCUGCUUAGCGGGAACUUCAGCUUCACCGGCAGCGUCCAAAUCCGGAUCAAAGUGCUGGAGGAUUGCUACAACAUCACCAUGCAUGCCGAAGAACUCAACAUAUCGCGCCACGACGCCUCCGUUCGUCGGGUGUUGCCCAAUGGGGAGCUGGAUGGGGAUAGCCUAAGGAUCCAUAAGCAGUACCUAGUGGGUGCGAAGCAGUUCUUCGUCAUUGAGUUGUAUGACAAGCUGCUGAAGGGCGCUGAGUAUGUGGUGUACCUACGCUUCGGCGGUAUCAUUGAGGACUACCUACAGGGAUUCUAUCGCAGCUCCUACGAGGUGCAAAAUGAAACAAGAUGGGUGGCCUCAACCCAGUUCCAGGCCACGGACGCCAGACGAGCCUUUCCCUGCUUCGAUGAGCCCGCCUUGAAGGCCAACUUCACCCUACAUAUAGCUCGACCGCGGAACAUGACCACUGUCUCCAACAUGCCCAUUGUGGCCACCAACGAUCACGCCACCCUGCCCAGCUACGUGUGGGAUCACUUUGCGGAAUCGCUGCCCAUGUCUACAUACCUGGUGGCCUAUGCCAUAUCCGACUUCACGCACAUUUCCUCGGGUAAUUUUUCAGUGUGGGCAAGAGCGGAUGCCAUCAAGUCGGCGGAGUAUGCCCUAAGUGUGGGCCCCAGGAUUCUUACAUUCCUGCAGGACUUUUUCAACGUGACAUUCCCUUUGCCCAAGAUCGAUAUGAUUGCUUUGCCAGAGUUCCAGGCAGGAGCCAUGGAGAACUGGGGUCUUAUUACCUUCAGGGAGACGGCUAUGCUGUACGAUCCAGGGGUGGCCACGGCCAACAACAAACAGCGUGUGGCCUCGGUGGUGGGCCACGAGUUGGCCCAUCAGUGGUUCGGUAACCUGGUAACGCCCAGCUGGUGGUCUGAUAUCUGGCUGAACGAAGGAUUCGCUAGCUACAUGGAAUAUCUGACGGCCGAUGCAGUUGCCCCCGAGUGGAAACAAUUGGAUCAGUUUGUGGUCAACGAAUUGCAGACGGUAUUCCAGCUGGAUGCUCUCUCCACAUCCCACAAGAUCUCGCAUGAAGUGUUCAAUCCACAGGAGAUCUCGGAGAUAUUCGAUCGCAUCUCCUACGCCAAGGGAUCGACCAUUAUUCGCAUGAUGGCGCACUUUCUCACGAAUCCAGUGUUCCGUCGCGGGCUUAGCAAAUAUCUGCAGGAGAUGGCCUACAACUCCGCCACCCAGGACGAUCUUUGGCGCUUCCUCACCAACGAGGCCAAAUCUUCUGGAUUGCUGGAUCACAGCCGUAGUGUGAAAGAGAUCAUGGAUACAUGGACCCUGCAAACGGGUUACCCGGUGGUUAAGGUAUCCCGGCAUCCCAACUCCAAUGUCAUUCGUCUUGAGCAAGUGCGCUUUGUGUACACCAAUACGACCAGGGAGGACGAGAGCCUGCUAUGGUGGAUUCCCAUCACUUUUACCACUGCUGCGGAGCUGAAUUUCGCCAACACUCGGCCGACCACAUGGAUGCCACGCACCAAGUUGUACGAGCUAGAGAACCGUAACCUCUCCACCGCCAAGUGGUUCAUCUUCAAUAUCCAGCAGACGGGCUACUACCGAGUGAACUACGACCUGGACAACUGGCGAGCUAUCACCGGACAUCUGAUGGAUAGGGAACACUUUGAGGAAAUCGCACCAGCCAAUCGAGCACAACUGAUUGACGAUGUUCUGAAUCUGGCCCGGGGAUCCUACCUCUCCUAUGACACUGCCAUGAAUCUUACCCGCUACUUGGCGCACGAGACGGGACAUGUGCCCUGGAAGGCGGCCAUUAGCAACUUUAUCUUCAUCGAUUCCAUGUUUGUAAACUCUGGAGAUUACGAUCUAAUUAAGAACUAUUUGCUAAAGCAACUAUCAAAGGUCUACGAACAGGUGGGCUUUCAGGACUCGGCGGAUCCAGCGGAUAUAUUGGUGCAGCUUAAGCGUGCUGAUGUCUUGGGCAUGGCCUGUCAUUUGGGCCAUCAGGAGUGCAUCGCGGAGGCCAGCAGACACUUCCAGAACUGGGUGCAGACUCCCAAUCCGGAUGCCAAUAAUCCCAUAGUUCCGAAUCUCCGUGGUGUCGUUUACUGCUCGGCCAUCCAGUAUGGCACGGAGCAUGAGUGGGACUUUGCAUUUGAGCGUUACCUAAAGACCAAUGUGCCCGGAGAAAAGGACCUGCUGCUGAGUGCCCUAGGCUGUUCCAGGGAGCCAUGGCUGCUCUAUCGUUUCCUGCGUCGUGGCACAGCCGGCCAGCAUAUCCGUAAACAGGAUCUUUUCCGGGUAUUUGCUGCUGUUUCUAACACGGUGGUGGGUCAGCAGAUAGCCUUUGAUUUUCUGCGCAACAACUGGCAGGAAAUCAAAACCUACAUGGGUAACCAGAUGUCCAACAUCCACACACUCUUCAAGUUCACCACGAAGCGCUGGAACACCAAGUUCCAGCUGAGCGAGUUCGAGAACUUUGUAAAGGAUGCCCAUUGGGACUACGACCGGCCCAUCCAGCAGAUCGUCGAACAGAUUGAGACGAGCGUGGAUUGGAUGAACAAGAACUACAAGUCCAUUGUCAAGUGGUUGGAGAAUGAAUCGGCACGGGCGUAAGGGGAGCGGGGAGCGGAUAGCAAUGAUCCGGCGGCUUGGCUGGAUCAAGCAAGGCUGCAACCAGUAUUAAAAUGUUCCGCAGCUGCAAUUACGCAUUUAUGUCUAGUUUUUUAUCGAGUUUUCGCCAAAGAUCGAUCGUCCAGAGAGAAGAGAGCAUCAUCACUUUUUUAUUAACCCCUUUUCUUCAUAAAAAUUAUGAGCGAGUCUUUUAAUUUUAAUUUUAUUCUGUAAUUACUUGUACUUGUACUUAAAUGUAAAAUGUAAAUGGAAUUAUAUCAUUGUUCGUCACAAAA
Drosophila serrata is the source of this 3820-nucleotide messenger RNA. RefSeq names its product Suppressor of ER stress-induced death (gene superdeath). NCBI's taxonomy places the organism in Eukaryota, Metazoa, Arthropoda, Insecta, Diptera, Drosophilidae. Gene Ontology annotation, biological process: proteolysis; peptide catabolic process. Gene Ontology annotation, molecular function: zinc ion binding; peptide binding; metalloaminopeptidase activity. Gene Ontology annotation, cellular component: membrane; cytoplasm. The record is from RefSeq and is a predicted model, not a curated record.